Messenger RNA from Cylicocyclus nassatus, 1285 nucleotides. NCBI's taxonomy places the organism in Eukaryota, Metazoa, Nematoda, Chromadorea, Rhabditida, Strongylidae. The record is from the annotation of a GenBank genome assembly.
UCCAAUGAUUUUGUUGUUCAUCGUUGGAUGCGCCAUGACUGCCGUACAUAGGAUGCAUGUGAAGAGGAUUACACCGCCAAUGGUUGAAAUGAUACGUAAUAAAACUUAUGAAAAAUUUGUAAGCGAUAUGAUGAGACGACGAGCAAUCCACAAUAUUUUUGGGGAGAUUCACAUAGAAGAUUUAGUUACAUAUUUGGACAUGCAAUACAUUGGUGAAAUCACAAUCGGUACUCCUGAACAGACUUUUCGAGUAGUCUUGGACACAGGCUCUGCCAAUCUUUGGGUACCUGAUGACUCCUGCUACAAGUUGCCAGAUAGACCUGAUCACUGCAAGAACUCACUGUGCGACUUGGGGCCGAUCUGCGAGGUGUUCUGCAGCGAUCCGUCAUGCUGCGAGGUUCAAAAUGCAACUCGUACUGGAAAUCCUUGCAGAAACAAAGCGCGUUUCACAGCGGGAAAGUCGAAAACCUAUGAAACAGUCGGAGGGGUCUGGAGUAUAAGGUAUGGCACCGGAGACGCAGUGGGCUUUUUCGGCAGGGAUACAGUACGUUUUGGUGCGCAAGGUACUGAUCAACUUGUUGUUCCUGGAACCACAUUUGGACAGGCCAGAACUAUAGCGGAUUUCUUUGCUACUACUACACACCUUGAUGGCAUUUUGGGACUUGGAUUUACCGAACUGGCAAGAGAGCAUGUUAUUCCACCGCUUAUUCGUGCGAACAAUCUUGGAUUGCUUGACGAGCCAAUUUUUACGGUGUAUUACAGCAAAAAUGGAUACGUUAAAGACGUUUAUGGAGGAACCAUCACCUAUGGUGGUUUAGACACUAUUAAUUGCGAGGAUGAGAUUACGUACGUACCUCUCUCGUCGGCUAGGUACUGGCAAUUCAAGGUAGACGCAUUCUCCGCUAAAGGAUACAAAACAAGUGAGACUACAUGGCAAGCAAUGUCUGAUACAGGGACAUCGCUGAUUACUGGACCAUCUUUAGUGGUUGCAAAGCUAGCCGAACAACUGCACGCAAAGCUCAAUGCCUCCUACUCCCUUUACACGCUCGACUGCAAUGCGGACGCUGAAGUGACCAUCACAAUCGCUGGGAAGGACUACCCUAUCACAGCUAAAAACUUGCUCGUUCACCUUAAUGAAAAGACUUGUGUUUUGGGACUCAAGCCAACAAUCGGCGCUUCUUUAGGACCACAAUGGAUCCUUGGUGGCCCAUUCCUGCGGGAAUACUGUAAUAUUCAUGACAUAUCCAACAAAAGGAUCGGUUUCGCUAGACCAGUUGAAAAGUGA